Molecule: messenger RNA, 4798 nt
Organism: Stegodyphus dumicola
Lineage: Eukaryota; Metazoa; Arthropoda; Arachnida; Araneae; Eresidae
Product: seizure 6-like protein
Source: RefSeq, a predicted model, not a curated record
GUGGGGUAGCCUGGCUUUCGAGGGAUAACAUGUUUCCAAAUAAAAUGCAGACGCAAAUGCAGUGAGUUCUCGUUACGCGCAAUAUACCGCCAGAGAUUUCAACAGCCACAAGCUGUGCUAUGAAAGAUGACAGCUGCACUUCGUAGCAGUGAUGGGUCAGAUAUCUGAAAUGGUCAUCCUGAAGAAGUUAACCUGAAUGCAUUUCUUUUCUGAACGGAAUGAUUUCUGUUGUCAAGACAUGUAUGCUGUUGGCUUUUGCAUUAGCCAGCAGUGGCAUUCAUGCGGAGUUUGCAUCCGAAGACUGUGGAGAUGUGCAACAUAAUGUAGAGAAUGGUAUGAUCAGACUCCCCGACUUUUCAGGUGAGAGCAUUCGCGACUUGAAUUGUUCUUGGACUUACACCGCUCCAGCGGGUCGAAAAUUACUUGUCAAGGUAGAUAGUGUGCACCUGCCUCCUCUGGAGUAUCGUACAUCCCAGUUUCAAUUAUAUGUCGAUGACACAUUUUACGAUAUACCUCGGAACUGUGUGAAGUGCCUCAGAGAAAUGAUAGGAGGGGAAGUUUUGAAUGUCAUCUUUACAUCAUACAUCGUUCCUUUUGCCGAAACUUAUGCGAUAGACUCGAAUGAAACUUCUACCAGCUCAGAAGGUAUAGGCUCCUUUCAAGUUCGUUAUAAAGCUUUUGAUCCCUAUCGCUGUGGUAAACCAGAGCAAAUUGAAAAUGGUUCUGUAAUAAGCAAAGGUAGAAAAAUAGGACAAAAUAUUUUUUACCACUGUAAUCCGCCAUAUGAUUUGAUAGGUGAUUCGGAACUCAAAUGCAUCGUAACUCCGGAAACGCCAGUACCAGAGUGGAGCAACAAAGCUCCUAAAUGCAUCCUCCCAGAUUGUACAGGAGAGCCUGUAAUUAAACAAGGUAGUUCUGGAGCUAUUGCUAGCCCUGGUUAUCCGUCUUAUAUUUAUCAAUUUAUGGCACCCUGUUUAUGGGAAAUUAUUGCUCAACCUAACCAACAAAUCAAAGUGAGUAUCAAAUACCUUAAACUGCCGAAACGUACAGAAAAUUCUUUCUCCGAAAAUGCUUCUAGGUUAUCUCUCGUAGAUGGUGACUCUAGUAAUUAUAUUGUUAAUUUGACUGAAUCAAUGACAAAUGGGCCGUUGAAUUUCACUUCCUUGACAUCAAAGCUCACCGUUGAAUUUUUGGUUAACGAUGAUCCAAAGAAAAAGCUGGAAACUGGAUUUUAUCUGGAGUAUUCUGUCGUCUCGAGUUCGUGUGCAAAGCCAAAUGCACCUGAAAACGGGGAGGUUAUAGCUUACAGUACUGCUUUAGGAUCCACGGUUGCGUAUAGAUGCAAGCAAGGCUUUGUACUUGUUGGUGAACUUCAUGCUGAGUGUUUGUUUAACGGUCAGUGGAGUCAUCCAUCUCCAACUUGUGAACCUCUGAUUGUUAACUUACCACCCUUUCUGACAGCUUCUAACGACAGUGAGACGGUAACAGCAAAGCUUUCUGAUCUUCCAACAAACACCACAAAGAUAUUAAAAAACGGGAGGAAAAAAGCUACAGAAUAUAUUGCUAUGAAAGGUGGUCAUAAUUUUACAGAAGCCAAAGAAAGGCCUGCAGUGACAAAAGAUAGUCAGUUGCUUGAAAGUUAUCCCUCGCCUACUGAAAGCAUGAAAGCAAGCGAUAACCACCAUUCUGCGAAGAACUCUGAAAAAGAAACUGGAAACGGACCCAAGUCUGAACCACACUUGUUGCAAGUAGUCCCACCUAAAGAAAAUGGCAAGAAAUCUGUGGAGGAAGAUGAUGAUGACCUGAAUCCUGGUUAUGAUACGAAACCCAUCAAUGCUACCAAACCCCAAGAGCAGUUGCCACCUCUCGAUACUGGAUAUUCCCAAGAAAUUAAUAUCGCCGGCUUGAAGCUGAGCCUCAUGAUGGUUUACGUUAUCGCCGGAGUUGGUAUUCCUCUUGUGAUCAUAAUAAUUCUGCUUGUUGUUAUAUUCAUCUACCGUCGAAAGUACCCCGUUAGAAUGCGAUUUGGUCGAAAAUUUUCAACUUUCGAGAAUCCUAUGUAUGUAACUAAAGACGCUCAGCAUCCAAGAGAGUUAAAAAGGCUAACAAAUUAAGCCUGUUGUCUGAAAAACUUGCGAGCUUGAACUUGUGUAUCGCACUUAAAAUGGCUUUUUUUAACAAAUGACUGGACACAAGUAGCCAUAGUUUUUGAUAAACCUAUUGAUUUUAGUUUUGAGAAACAAUGCCAAAAUAUUCCGUGGGAGAUCAACAAAGAAAUGCACAUAUGUUCGUGUAUGUGAUUCACCUUUCUUUUAUGUUUUACCACAUUUUUUGUACGUUUCUCGUGGGUAAAAUAUUGAGUCAACUGUACAAAAAUAUACAUUUAAUAGGUCGUUAAUGGCAAGCAUAUUGAUUUUUAUUAAACAUAAAGAACUGUUUAAUGAUAUCAUACUAAUCUUCUGCGAGUAUCAGUAAUGUAUAGUUUUUAAUUUAUCAUUUCGUCGGAAUGUAAAGUAAUUUUCCCAAUUUAAACACAAGUUUCUCACAAAAAUAACUGGUAGUCUGGUCCAGGAAGUCUCAAUAUUCACUUGAACGUAACAGAAUUCAAGGGCAGCUUUUAUUAAAUUUCUCGAGUUCUGCAUGCGGAAAUUUCAUCCGGAUCUAUAGAAACGAAGUGAGGGUGAUGUCAAACUGCUUAUCAUAAGAAUCGUGAACCUUAAUGACUUGUGCCAAACUCUUACUUAUUUCGUUAUUUUUUUAUCUCUUUCAGUGAUACUUUUUUGAAGUUGAUUUGCUAUUUUUAACGUUAUUUUAGCGUUUUCCAAACUGCAUUUUAAACUGUAGUGUUUCUCGCUUUAAAGGUGGUUACGUAUAAGGAAUCAUAUGAAUGAUAUUUUUUAUCUGUAGUGCUUAAAAAACAUGAAAUUUUGGCAUUAAACCUGUUAAUUCAUUUAACUUAUUACUAUUGCAAAAGAGAUUGCUUAUGUCUUUAUCUCUGUGAGUAGAAUUAAAUAAAUCCGAUUUGUAUUUUGCGACUAAAAACUGAGAUAUUUGCUAGUAACUUUUGAGGAUGAGCGUUGGUGACUCGUGGAAAUCUGUUGUCAAUACUUCUAAUAAUAUUAAGAGCUGAAAAUUAAAGUUGACUCGUCAACUGCUAACGCUUAACAAGAAUAUUGCUCACCAUUCUACCGAAAAUUUGUAAAACGCACCAGUUCUUAUUCUGUAUCCAAGUUAAUUACAAACCUACUUUAUAGUAAUUUUUCAAGGAUUUUAAUUAAUAAAAUGAACUCUUUCAAAGGUAAUUUUCUAAUAUCUUGCUUUAUUUAAAUUUAGCUGUUUUAACUGUACCAUUGUAUCCGCAGUCAAGUUUGGAAAACGCUUUUUUUAGCAUAAAUUUGUAGCACUGGAAUGCAGACAUCGUCCACAACUACAUGGCCAUGUAUCUGUUUUAUACAAAGACUAAAUGAAAGAAGCAUUUGUAUUCUGUAUUGAAAAGUAUAUCUCAAAGGUCUAUCAGUAUUACUUAUAUUUUUAACAUUUGGAAUCAUAAGACCUUGUACCUUCCAGAAUGUUUCGUAGUGCAUACCGCUAAGCGAUUUUAACUUCAGUAUCUGAAGAGAUCUUUUUUACAUUUAUUUUUCUUACGAACAAAUAUGUUCAAUUAUUUGUGCUUGUUGAGGGCAUUUUGAUGAAAUUUAGAUUGUAUAAUGAGAGAUGCCAAAUGCGUGUUAAUUGUCGUUUUGUACUUCGUGUGUUAAUGGUUAAACUUCCGUCAACCUCUCAUAUCAUAAGCUGCAGAAGCAUGCAAAAAAGGUUAUGCUUCUUAAUUUAAUUCAGCAGUAUUAUUGUUGGAAAUUGUGAAUGUUACAUUUUUAAGAUGUUUUUAAUAUUAAAUAUGAAGACUUCGCUGAAAGUCUUUUGCUGUAUUACCUAUUUAUGUCUAUCAACUGAUAAACCAUGAUGGCGAAUAUAUUCGCAUUAUUUCAUUAAAUAUAUGAUUUUGCUAGACUACGACAUAUCAUAAUUAUUUUAUCUCCAUCAUCUGUCUGAAAGGAAAUAUUUCUCUAUGCACUUAAUUACGUGUAUUAGUCAACAACUGUUGAAUAAUACAAGUAAUUAGGUAAACCAUUCAAGUUAUUGAAUAAUAAUUAAUUAAUUCAAAGAUUCCUUUAAUUAAAUAAAAAAUAAAUAUGUGGAGUUUUGAUUUCUUCACAUUCAGCAGAAAAAAGCUGCCUUUCUAAAAAUGACUGGUUUUUCAUUCUGUUUUAUAUUUUUCAUAUUCGGCGAAAACGCGUUACUUCUCUGCAAAUGUCAUAUUUUCGUUUCUCUUUAAUUUCUCCUCACACAGUAUUUUUUACAAACAACUUUUUCAAUUUUAUCUUCUUGUACGAAGUAAAAAAAGCAUUGUAAUCGGGUAUCAUAUUUCUACGAAAAUAUCCAUUUCAACCGCUUUCGAAACUAUUUGAACGAUGUUUUUGCGAGACAUCUGUACGUGCGGACAGAAUAAUGGACUGUUUUUCCAAAAAGGAUUGUAAAAUGGAUUUAAAACUGACUCAGAAGAGUUUUUUUCUUAACGUUUGUAUGUACGUACUUACGUAUGUAUAUAUCUCGCAUAACUCACGGCUACUCAAGAACGAGUAGCCGUGCACCGAAAAAUCAGUUUUGCGCCCGUUGGCCGAAUUACUUGUUUUUGCAUAGAAACUCUAAUUUUUAUUGUAAAUUGUUUUUAAACUGUUUAAAUGUAUUUGCUGCUUUAUGUUUUGUCUGUAUUUUACAAUUUUUAAUGAAGAUGUUUUGA